CGGUGGGGCUCAACUGUUUCUGCUCUGAUGAUUUCUCAAGCGUCCGGUGAAGCAAGCGGCGGAGCGUCCCCGCGGCAAGGGAUGGCGGCGUGGGCGGAGCAGCUGCAGCGCGAGCUCGCCGGCCGCGGCCUCGCCGUCGCCUCCGUUCCAGGGAAGGGCCGCGGCCUCGUCGCCUCCCGCAGCUUCUUCCCCGGGGAGGUCAUUAUUUGCCAAGAACCCUAUGCUUCUACGCCCAACAGGAUUUCGGUUGGAUCGAGCUGCGACCACUGCUUCGCCUCCGGCAACCUGAGGAAGUGCUCGGUUUGUCGAGUAGCUUGGUACUGUGGGAGCGUGUGCCAGAAAGAAGAAUGGAAGCUGCAUCAACUUGAGUGUCAAGCCAUCUCAGCGCUGACAGAGGAAAGGAAGAAGAUGCUUACUCCUACAAUCUGUUUGAUGGUGAAGCUUAUACUAAGAAGAAAACUGCAAAGCGAGAAGGCCAUUCCAUCUUCAGCAACAGAUAACUACGAUCUAGUGGAUGCGUUGGAGUCCCACAUCUCGAAGGUUGAUGAUAAUCAAUUGGUCCUCUAUGCUCAGAUGGCCAAUCUUGUGCAGCUGAUUCUCCCUUCAAUUGAACUUGAUCUUAAGGAAAUUGCACAUACUUUUUCUAAGUUCGCCUGCAAUGCUCAUACCAUAUGUGAUCCUGAACUGAGGCCCCUUGGGACUGGACUGUUUCCUGCUAUAUCAAUUAUUAACCACAGUUGUGUACCAAAUGCAGUUUUGCUUUUUGAGGGUCGGACUGCAUAUGUACGCGCGUUGCAACCCUUGAGUAGCUAUACUGAGGUAUCAAUAAGUUACAUCGAAACUGCAGCAACCACUUUGAAGAGACACAAUGAUCUCAAGCAGUACUUCUUCACCUGCACAUGUACCCGAUGUAUUAAGGAUUCUGAGGAAGAUGCUCUCCUGGAGGGAUACAGAUGCAAGGACCAAAAGUGUGAUGGCUUUCUGCUGCCUGACUCGGGAAAGAAGGCUUAUGCAUGCCAGAAAUGUAGCAUUUCUAGAGAUGAAGAAGAGGUAAAGAAGGUGUCAAGUGAAAUAUUACUGUUGUCUGACAAAGCUUCUUCGUUUCUUUCAUCUGGAAGUAUCCUUCGCUAUCAUUUUUUUCUGAAAUAAA
Messenger RNA from Triticum urartu, 1150 nucleotides. NCBI's taxonomy places the organism in Eukaryota, Viridiplantae, Streptophyta, Magnoliopsida, Poales, Poaceae. The record is from RefSeq and is a predicted model, not a curated record.